Oncorhynchus nerka (sockeye salmon) is the source of this 7875-nucleotide messenger RNA. Its product is annotated as mothers against decapentaplegic homolog 4-like. Gene Ontology annotation, cellular component: heteromeric SMAD protein complex. The transcript is spliced from 10 exons. Gene Ontology annotation, biological process: regulation of transcription by RNA polymerase II; BMP signaling pathway; cell differentiation. NCBI's taxonomy places the organism in Eukaryota, Metazoa, Chordata, Actinopteri, Salmoniformes, Salmonidae. Gene Ontology annotation, molecular function: RNA polymerase II cis-regulatory region sequence-specific DNA binding; DNA-binding transcription factor activity, RNA polymerase II-specific; I-SMAD binding. The coding region runs from base 3130 to 4713 and encodes 527 amino acids. The record is from RefSeq and is a predicted model, not a curated record.
GAUGAGGCCGAGACGGGAGGCUAGCGUAGUUUGGGAAGCUAGUGCAACCUGCCUGCCAGCUAGCCAGCGAAAUAGCUUAAUCGACGGGCUUAAACUGCUUUUGAUUAAUAUCAGGCAAAACAGUGGAUAGUUAACGUUAGCUAUGUUAUCAAGAUCAUGUAAACAUUUGGACUGAGAAUAACAGCUAAUUUCUGUUGACAUCUUCGUUUUGAGAAGCCAAAGCCAGCACGUUAGCUAACUGGUUGUAGCAACAAUAGCAUCCUGUGACCGACUACCAGAUAAUGUUUUAUUAUUGUGCAUUGGGUUACUUUAGUUACCGUAACUAGCUACUGUUGAAAUAGCUGACUAAACUCCACUCCGUGGCAGUUGAUCAGAAGCAUCCUUCACCGUGGAGUUUAGUCCGCUAAUUUAGCUGUAAUGUUAGACGUGAUUUGACCCAAGUCGGCCACAAUAGUAGUUUUGACCUAUGUGAUGCUAGACACAAUAAGGAUUAGUCACUGGAAUUUGUGGUUGUCUUCAAAAUACGUUCCCUCCAUUUGAAGGUGAUGCAAGUGGAUACAAAUAGUGGAAUCGUUACACAUUUGAUCUAGAUAAUGUUAAACAAGUUUGGAAUGUUCCCAUAUAAAUUGAACAAAAGAUAAUUACAUCAUUUGACUUAGAAAAACGAAUGUUGAAAUCACACUGUGGCUAUAUUAGACAUCAGAAUUCCCUUACAAAAAAGAUUGUAUACUCCGAGUAUGUUGCAAAUACUGCAUCAUAAAUAUAUAUAAAAAAAAAUGCAGUAAUUUUGAUGUGUAACUGCAGUACAGUUCAGUAUAACUGCAAUUACUGCGUCCAAAAUACCACUGUCGACUGCUGUUACUGCACUUUUACUGCAGUUUCAAAACUGCCAUCUUUUUUGUAAGGGUUGAAUUGGGGGCAUACUUAUAUUUCACUGUACAGUACAUUUUAAUGACCAAAGACAUGACAUUUCUACCUUUUUAGAUUUUGUGGCAAUAGAGAAAGUUGACAUAUCAGACAAGAGGAAGUGAUAUAAAUAAUAAUCUGAGCAAAGGAUAAUGUUUUGGGAUUUUCACCCUCAACAUAAUUUCCUAAAGAUCUUAGUGAUGAAAUGCCUAUGUAUGUUAUGUUGUAAAUGUGAACAUGAAUUAAUGCCCGCAUUUCUGAUUACUCUUGUGUUUCUUGAGAUGUCCUCAUUGUGGUUUUACAGACGUGUUUAAUACGUUUUAUGUACACACCUUUUAUUAGAAUAUUUAUGAAAUGCACAUUGUUAUAUUUGGUAGCACUUUUUUUCCUCUCGACUCGAACCUCAUUCGAUGCAUUGGAACAGAUGUGUGUGGAGCUAUGUCUACGUAAGGGUGCACAUUUUAAACUCAAAAGCUCUGAGGAAGGCCCUCGAGUCCGAUAGUAUCACUGCUCUUUAAUAAGCUUUACCUAUCGAGAGCGGUGUGUGGGGUUCUUCUUUUUUCUUAUGCGAUAUUGGUCAAAUACACUGAACAAAAAUCUAAAUGCAACAUGCAAGAAUUUAAAAGAUGUUACUGAGUUACAGUUCAGAUAAGUAAAUCAGUCAAUUGAAAUAAAUGCAUUAGGCCCUGGGAAUACAGAUCUGUUGGUCACAAAUACCUUUAAAACUUUUUUUUUAAGGUAGGGGUGUGGACACACUUUUAAAAAAGUCAGUAUCUGGUGUGACCACUCCUCUUUAAUGGCAGCUCGAAGUUGCUGGAUAUUGGCGGGAACUGGAACACGCUGUUGUACACGUCAGUUCAGACCAUCCCAAACAUGCUCAAUGAGUUAUAUGUCUGGUGAGUAUGCAGGCAAUGGAAGAACUGGGACAUUUUCAGCUUCUUUGAAUUGUGUACAGAUCCUUGUGACUUGGGGCCGUGCAUUAUCAUGCCGAAACAUGAGGUGAUGGCGGCAGAUGAAUUGCAUGACAAUGGGCCUCAGGAUCUCGUCACUAUCUCUGUGCAUUCAAAUUGCAAUCGAUUUAAUAUGCAAUUGUAUUCGUUGUCCUUAGCUUAUGCCUGCCAAUACCAUAACCCCACCACCAUGGGGCACUCUUAUUCACAACGUUGGCAUCAGCAAACCGCUCGCCCACAUGACUCGAUACACACUGCCUGCCAUUUGCUCGGUACAGUUGAAGCCGGGAUUAAUCUGUCAAGAACACACUUCACCAGGGUGCCAGUGGCCAUCUAAAGUGUUUGCCCACUGAAGUAAGUUACGACGCCAAACUGCAGUUAGGUCAAGCCCCUGGUGAGGACACUGAGCACACAGAUGAGCUUCCCUGACAUGGUUUCUGACAGUUUGUGCAGAAAUUAUUCAGUUGUGCAAACCCAGAGUUUCAUCAGCUGUCCGGGUGGCUGGUCUCAGACAAUCCCGCAUGUGAAGAAGCCGGACUUGGGGGUCAUGGGCUGGCGAGGUUACACGUGGUCUGCGGUUGUGAGGCCUAUUGGAUGUACUGCCAAAUUCUCUAAAAAGAUAUUAUAUUAUAUAUAUUCCUGAAUUCAGCAUGCCAAUUGCGCGCUCCCUCAAUUGGAGAGAUCUGUGGCAUUGUGUUGUCACAAAACUGCACAUUUUAGACUGGCCUUUUAUUGUCCCCAGCACAAGGUGCACCUGUGUAAUGACCAUUCUGUUUAAUCUGCUUCUUGAUAUGCCACACCUGUUAGGUGGCUGGAUUAUCUUGGCAAAGGAGAAAAGCUCACUAACAGGGAUGUAACCAAAUUUGUGUUCAAAAUUUGAGAGAAAUAAGCUUUUUGUGCAUAUGGAACAUGUCUGGGAUCUUUUAUUUCAGCUCAUGUAAAGUGUUGGUUUCAUGUUGCGUUUAUAUUUUUGUUCAGUGUAUGUACAGUGCCAUAAUAACCCACUCUUGUCCUCUUUUUCCCUUAAUCCUAGCCCUUGAAGCGGUGGGUUUUGGGGCACAGCAAGUGUGACUAUCCAUUUAAUUUUGUUCUGGGAUGACUUGGACAACUAGACAACCAGAGUGACAGUGACUGGAGGGGAAACAAACACCCUCUCAUAUCGAAAUCUUUCUAAUGCGUUGCUCCACACUAUAAACAAGACAAAACAGCAACAUUUAUAGUUUGGACAAAUUUAUUUAUUGCCUAUACGGAGUAGUAUACUCUAGUGGUCCUCAUGAUGUCUAUCACCAACAUGCCUACGAGUAACGACGCUUGCCUGAGCAUUGUACACAGCUUGAUGUGUCAUAGGCAAGGGGCAGAGAGUGAGACCUUUGCCAAGCGAGCAAUAGAAAGUCUAGUGAAAAAGCUGAAGGAGAAGAAGGAUGAACUGGACUCCCUUAUCACAGCCAUCACCACCAAUGGAGCUCACCCCAGCAAGUGUGUCACCAUCCAGCGGACUCUGGAUGGCCGCCUGCAGGUAGCAGGGCGUAAAGGGUUCCCCCACGUGAUCUACACUCGGUUGUGGAGAUGGCCCGAUCUGCAUAAAAAUGAACUGAAGCAUGUCAAAUACUGCCAGUUUGCGUUUGACCUGAAGUGUGACAACGUCUGCGUGAACCCCUACCACUAUGACCGGGUGGUGUCUCCGGGUAUUGACCUAUCAAGCUUGACUCUUACCAGCACAGCUACCAAUCUGGGACUGAUGGUUAAAGAUGAGUACGACUUUGACGGCCAGCCCCAGCUGCCCCCCAUGGACGGGGGUCACUCCCUCCAAACCAUCCAGCAUCCUCCCUCCAGCCGAGUUGGGCCCCCCACGGAGCCCUUCAGCACCGCUGGCCUGCUGCCCCUCGCUGAUGCCCGCACCACCUCAGCCUUCCCCAGCAUCUCUGUUGGAUCUGGAAAUGCCACCUCCACCUGGACGAGAAACAGCAGCUUCAUGCCCAACAUGCCUCACCAUCAGAAUGGGCACCUGCAACACCACCCACCCAUGCCUCAUCCAGGGCACUACUGGCCUGUGCACAACGAGCAUGGCUUCCAGCCCCCCAUAUCCAACCAUCCAGCGCCCGAUUACUGGUGCUCCACCGCUUACUUUGAGAUGGACGUGCAGGUGGGCGAGACCUUCAAGGUGCCCUCCACUUGCCCUGUCGUGACCGUGGAUGGCUACGUGGACCCUUCGGGUGGAGACCGCUUCUGUCUGGGCCAGCUGAGCAACGUGCACCGGACAGAGGCCAUUGAAAGAGCCAGGCUCCACAUCGGGAAAGGGAUCCAGCUGGAGUGCAAAGGUGAAGGGGACGUGUGGGUUCGUUGCCAUAGCGACCACGCAGUGUUUGUGCAGAGCUACUACCUGGACAGGGAAGCCGGCCGUGCCCCCGGCGACGCCGUGCACAAGAUCUACCCCAGCGCCUAUAUCAAGGGAGGGGUGUCCACGUACACUAUAUAUAUGUUGGUUUUUGUUUGUUCCCCUUCCCAGGUGUUUGACCUGCAUCAGUGCCACAGGCAAAUGCAGCAGCAGGCAGCGACGGCGCAGGCGGCAGCUGCAGCUCAGGCUGCCUCUAUUGCCGGGAACAUCUCUGGGCCGGGCUCCGUGGGAGGCAUCGCUCCCGCCAUCAGCCUUUCGGCAGCAGCUGGCAUCGGUGUGGACGACCUGAGGAGACUGUGCAUCCUGCGCAUGAGCUUUGUCAAGGGCUGGGGUCCCGAUUACCCCCGGACGAGUAUCAAGGAGACCCCCUGCUGGAUUGAGAUCCACCUACACCGCGCCCUCCAGCUACUGGACGAGGUGCUGCACACCAUGCCCAUCGCUGACCCCCAACCCUUGGACUGAACCACCAGACUGACCCCUCCCCUGUGACACUUCAGUAUGAGAGAACUUGGAAUAAGGCGGGGUAGGGGACAGGAGAGACGCCCUGUUUAGCUAUACAAGUAAACAAAGACUUGUUUCUCUCUAUAGGUCGUUCCUCUUCUUUUUGCCUUCAUAUUGUCAAGUAAGUCCAGGUCAUGACAGAGGCUCUGAUGAAGAAAGGGGGCUACACUUCUCAAUCGCCCUGGUGCACCUUCACCAGUGAUCCCAUCUGGGUAACCUAUGCAGUGUUUUCCACAAGCACAUGGAGUAUUCAGCCAAAUAGAAAAAGUAGCCAGCCAGGCUCCCCUGGAUUUUUUUUUGCAGAACAAGCUCUAUUUUGGUGGUCUCUGAUACAUUCUAAUGCCUUGAUUUCAUACAAAAUACACAGCAAAAUGAUUGCAUACUUUGAGGUUACCUCCCAGAUUGGAAAAGUAUUUAUAAUUUAAAUGACUGAAUUUAAGUAUUGUUAGUUGUUUAGGAUAUCGAUCAUAUGAUCAGGACUAUUUUCUAAGUAAGAACAUAAAACCUCUCAACAUUUAACCUGCCUUCUCUUGAGCUUAAAAGUAUUUUACUGCAAGAUAUGAAUUGCCACAAUUGUUUGUUCUUCAGAUUAUAUUUUAUUAAAACAGAAAAAUGAAGUAAAUAGACCAUUUUGUUUUAUAAAUUUGAGGUUAAAUGCCAAAUUAAACAAAUGUGUUGAGCACUUUUGUCAAAUGACAAAAUAGGUCUCUAAAAUGAACAACACGCUCAAUUAAGUUCUGGGUCCAUAGGUGUUAAGAGAAGAGAGAGACAAGAUAAGUUACUGAAAGAAUUUCAACAAGUGUUCAACUAUCUUUGUGAAUUGCAGUAUAUAAUUUAUAGUAAAACUCACAGUUAACCUCAUGUCAGUUUGUGACAAGAUAAGCUAGUAUAGUUUAGAUAAUCAUUGUACCAUCUAAACCGCUGUGAAAUCUAAUUUCCAUGACCAUAAAUAUUAUUUCAGCUGUUCGAAAACUCAUCUUAAUGGGAACCAUCUUCCACUUCUGAGACCUUUUUUAAAUGUAUUUUUUUAUAACCCCCCCCCCCCUCGGGGAAGACAUCUUUUUUUGUUUUUACAGGUUUUCUACAUUUACAGUGCUUUCAGAAAGUAUUCAGGCCCCUUGACUUUUCCCACAUUUUGUUACAUUACAGCCUUAUUCUAAAAUGGAUAAAAUAAAAUAAAUCAGCAAUCUGUACACAAUACCCCAUAAUGACAAAGCAAAAACAGGUUUAGACAUUAUACCAAUUGUAUCAAAAAACCAAGAUGCAUUCACAUAAGUAUUCAGACCCUUUGCUAUGAGACUAGAAAUUGAGCUCAGAUGCAUCUUAUUUCCAUUGAUCAUCCUUGAAGUUUGAAAGGCACACACCUGACAGUGCAUGUCAGUGCAAAAACCAAGCCAUGAGGUCAAAGGAAUUGUAGAGCUCAGAGAGGAUUGUGUAGGGCGGCAAGCUGAGAUCUACUGCUCAGAUUUUCUUUUCACAUUAACCUCACACAAACAGUUUUGUAGGAAUGAGGUUUGGGCAGUAAGCCUAAUAUUAUCACAGCAUACUGGCUAUAUGAUUGGCCUGCCAAUAUUGUUAAUCAGACCAUAUUAUAUUUCAAAACUUGAGCUUUGUUAAAAUAGAUCAGUUGGUUUAGCACUUGUGAGGCACUGUGGAGCAUGAAUUGAAAUAAUUGGCUUUUUUAUUUUACUGGACUGAUGGAACCUGCAUCUGAUGGUCGUGGUCAAAUCACAACGUCAGUGAUCUUCAGGUCGAAAAGUCGGAGCUCUAGAAAGAUGCCCAAGUUUCCGACUUGGAAUUCGGAGUUGGAUGACCGUACUGAACGAUUUUUCCCAACUGCCUCUCGCUCCCUCCCUUUCCUCCGGUGAGACUGACCAGAGAGGGGACACAGUCUUCCACCUGAUGGCGAAACUCGAGUCGCAUCGCAUCUGCCUCAUUCACAAAUUCAUAUUGUUCCUAUGACCAGAGAAAGUAAAAUUCCUUCAAAUUAAAAUCGACACGAACUGCUAAUAAUAAGACGCAGGGCUAUCGAUGCUUGGCUACUCAUUCAUUGCAACCCGAGCGAAGUACGGAGAAGUGCAUUUUGUAAGUGUUGAAUAAAAACAGUGACAGUGCUGAAUAUAAACUUAAACAUGAACUCACUCAUAAAAACAGCAGCUCUUUGCUGUAUUCGUUGACAGUCUCUCUGUGUUCAUGGUUUUAAAAAUUAUUAAAUCUUACGUAGGCUAGUAGCCUAUUAAACUUGGCUGUAGCCAGGGUCAUGGAAGCUCUAGCCACGGUGAUUUGAGCUAUCUGAAUGGGCAGCGCAGUAGGUGCACUCGAUUUAGUCACAGAUUCGUCAGUCUGCAGAGUAGGCGGUGUGUGUCUCAUGGGAACACUUUGCUUACCUGGUGCGCAGGACUUUUAAAUCAAGUGCACCUAUCUGUGAGCUGCUCUGACAGCUGGUGCUUAAAGCUAGAGAGGGAGACAUGAGUCACCAGCUUCAGUGAUUUUUCGCCUAAAAUGACAUUCCAAAAUCUAACUGCCUGUAGCUCAGACCUAUGCAUAUUCUUAGUACCAUUUGAAAGGAAAAACUUUGAUGUUUGUGGAAAUGUGAAAGGAAUAUAGGAGAAUAUAACACAAUAGAUCUGGGAAAAGAUACAAAGAAAAAACCAACCGGUCUUUUGUAUUAUUUUUGUACCAUCAUCUUUGAAAUGCUGCUUUGGCAGCAGCUAAUGGGGAUCCAUAAUAAAUACAAAUAGACUUUUCUCUCUGCUACCGCAUGGCAAGUGGUACCGGAGCGCCAAGUCUAGGGCCAAAAGGCUUCUCGACAGCUUUUACCCCCAAGCCAUAAGACUCCUGAACAGGUAAUAAAAUGGCUACCCGGACUAUUUGCAUUGUGUCCCGUCACCCCCCUCCCCCCAACAACCCCUCUUUUAUGCUGCUGCUACUCUCUGUUUACCAUCUAUGCGUAGUCACUUUAACUAUACCUACAUAUUACCUUAAUUAGCCCAACUAACCGGUGCCCCCCGCACAUUAACUCUGUACCGGUACCACCUUGUUGGUUAGGGCUUGAAUUUCACUGUAAGACAUACACCUGUUGAUUUUGGCGCACGUGACAAAUAAACUUUGAUUUGAUUUGAA